Messenger RNA from Trachymyrmex septentrionalis, 963 nucleotides. RefSeq lists its product as uncharacterized. The record is from RefSeq and is a predicted model, not a curated record. The coding region runs from base 279 to 854 and encodes 191 amino acids. The transcript is spliced from 4 exons. Lineage: Eukaryota; Metazoa; Arthropoda; Insecta; Hymenoptera; Formicidae.
AAUAAAUGUCACUCGUCCAUAUAUCAUAACGUCGGAUAAAUUUGCAAUAUAACAGACACUCGUUAAAGUUCUGUAAAAUACUCCGGCUAAAAUUUAAAAUAUGAAGAAAUGAAAUGAAGGAUCAAUGAAACUAAGGAUCAAUAGUUUAAGUAUUAAUAAUUUUUUCAAAAUUGUAUCAUGAUCUCCCAUGUUUUUUUUAUGAAAAAAAGUGAUUGGAUGCCUCUUGACUCGCGAUAUAAUUAUCACUGCUUUAAUUCGUCAAGCGAAGGUUACGAAAUAUGAAAAGAGGGACGAAGUGUGUCGUACAGACUAUUAAUCUGUCCAAUCCGAAAACAUGCAAAAGACCGAAGGUUAAGAGAGUCACUAGCGCGAAUGUGAAUUCUCGCAAUCGUGCAAGUGCUAGAUCAGCGGCAGUUAAAGUUUACUCGUGGAAAGACGCCCAGUGGAGGUAUCCGUCAAAGCCCUGCGAACCUUUUCCGGAGAAGUCUCGGCCGUCUAUGACCAGCUCAGUUCUUUACAGGACUGUGGUGUUUUUUAUAAAAGGCGCUAUCGUUGCUUGUCUCAUCUGUUGGACCUGUACAGAAGGCCUUUGGGGCAGCAAUAUCGAAACGGAAGAACUGUAUUACAGAAUGAUGAGCGUGAUUUUCCCUGAUCAGCAGGUAAAUAAGCAGACAAAUUUCAAGGAAAUAAAAUACUCCGUGUUCAAAACGUACAAUAAUAUGUUGAUGAAAGGCAUAGAUGUCAUGAUCAGCGUGCCACGCGAUGCGUAUCGAAGACUGCAAGAAUUCUUUUCCCCUUGCAGUGAAACGAACGAAAGAGAGAGGAGACGAAAUGCUUUGACGAGAAUUGAGUAGAAAUACCAUUUCGCAAAUUGUGCGUGUCAAAUUUUGAGAUACCGAUGUGGAUGUACAUCAUACGAUAUUUCCUUUACAAAAAAUUUAUAUGAAACUUUUAGUUUGUUAC